Molecule: messenger RNA, 1023 nt
Organism: Aspergillus heteromorphus CBS 117.55
Lineage: Eukaryota; Fungi; Ascomycota; Eurotiomycetes; Eurotiales; Aspergillaceae
Exons: 4
Coding region: 352-1023 (223 amino acids)
Cellular component (GO): mitochondrion
Source: RefSeq, a predicted model, not a curated record
GGUGAGGCAUUUUUGCUAUCAAUCCGGAUCACCGAGCUCCUGAGCUCCGCCACCCCCUUCCCGUGUAACUCGUCGACUCUCCUGCGAUCCCGCAAUAACAAUCUGCGCCGCCCUCCGUCCUGUUUCCCCCUCAACCUUUAUCAUUGCUCUCGAGAUGACGCCUUUUACUCUGGUCUGUAGGAAAGAAUUCUAUAAAAGAACACUACCGGACACGCGAAAACCCUUUUUGCUUUCAUCAAGAAAUGAGAAUCUCCCAAUAUAUCAAUCGCCUUUCCCGCUGGUCUAGGUUUUUUUAUCACGAUCCGCAAAGUGAGUCCGGGCGCUGUACAUCAUUUUUAUACUCACGGAAAGAUGCCAGACUCCCAUUUAUUUGAAUAUACGUCCGGGAGAUGGAUCUACAAUGACCAUCUACGGCAAUAUGAAAGAAGACGGGCUUUCAACGUCCUUGAACUCAAGCGACUUGCAGCAGUAUCAGUUCACCGGAAGGAAGAAGACGUCUCCACUUUCGAGAAACUAGCUGAGGGGGGGUUCAAUCGAAGUUUCCUUGUUACUAUGAAUGAUGGCUUCCAACUUCCAAAAUUCUUCGUCAUCGCGAGCGAAGUUGCCACGAUGGAUUUCCUCCGAUCUCAAGGUAUACCUGUUCCGAAGGUCUUCGGGUACUCUGCCAGGUCGGACAACGCUGCGGGAACAGAAUACAUAUUCAUGGAGCUCGUACAGGGAAAUAAUUUAGGUGAUAUUUGGUCUCAAUUAUCGGAAAAGGAGAGGAUAAAUUUGGUGCUCCAAAUUGUGCAGAUGGAGUCUCGACUCCUUUCUCUACGUUUCCCAGCAGGUGGGAGCCUUUAUUACUGCAAAUAUUCGCAAGACAAAUCCAGUUGGAUUGACAUUUCAAGCACUUUGCCGACCAGCAAGCGUCAUUUCUGCAUUGGUCCUGAUACAACAAUUGGAUUAUGGUAUGGCAAACGACGUGAUUUGUCGGUUGGGCGUGGGCCAUCGGCCCUGACUGCCGGUAUUAUAUUAUCUUAA